Messenger RNA from Oncorhynchus kisutch (coho salmon), 1476 nucleotides. RefSeq names its product cathepsin L.1 (gene ctsl.1). The transcript is spliced from 9 exons. Gene Ontology annotation, biological process: proteolysis. NCBI's taxonomy places the organism in Eukaryota, Metazoa, Chordata, Actinopteri, Salmoniformes, Salmonidae. Bases 135 to 1148 code for a protein of 337 amino acids. The record is from RefSeq and is a predicted model, not a curated record. Gene Ontology annotation, molecular function: cysteine-type peptidase activity.
CUUCCCCUGCUGAAGUUUAUGGCUUCGUGACAGGCACCUGACUGAACAAUAACCACAGCAAGUACUUAAGCAGAGUACAGAGUGACAGUUAUCCAUCUCCAGCCAGUGGCUUCAAGACAUCCUACACACACAGAAUGAAGUUGUUGGUAGUUGUGGCUGCUGCUCUGGCAGUGGCGAGUGCCGCUAGCCUCUCAUUGGAGGACUUGGAGUUCCAUGCCUGGAAACUGAAGUUUGGGAAGUCUUACAGCUCUCAGGUGGAGGAGGCUCAGCGUAUGAGCUCCUGGAUCUCUAACCGGAAGCUGGUAGUGGUUCACAACAUGCUGGCUGACAAUGGCAUCAAGUCCUACCGUCUGGGCAUGACCUACUUCGCUGACAUGGAUAACGAGGAGUACAGACGCGUCAUCUCCCAGGGCUGCCUGGGCUCCUUCAACGCCUCCAAGGCCCGCGGCGGCUCUACCUUCUUCCCAAUGCUUGGGGACAACGACCUGCCCACCACCGUGGACUGGAGGGACAAGGGAUACGUCACCCCCAUCAAGGACCAGAAGCAGUGUGGCUCCUGCUGGGCAUUCAGUGCGACUGGAUCUCUGGAAGGCCAGCACUAUAAGAAGACCAAUAAGCUGGUGUCCCUCAGUGAGCAGCAGCUGGUUGACUGCUCCGGUGAUUUCGGCAACAUGGGCUGCAUGGGCGGUCUCAUGGACCAGGCCUUUGAGUACAUCAAGUCCUUGGCCCCUGGAGGCGUGGAUACUGAGGACUCCUACCCCUACCAGGCUGAGGACAAGAAGUGCCGCUACAAGCCCGACAGUGUGGGUGCCACCUGCAGCGGGUUUGUUGAUGUGACCAGUGGUGACGAGAGUGCACUGCAGCAGGCGGUGUCCACGGUGGGACCGGUGUCUGUGGCUAUCGAUGCUGCACACUCCUCCUUCCAGCUCUACGACUCAGGUGUCUAUGAUGAGCCAGAGUGCAGCAGUGAUGAUCUGGAUCAUGGUGUGCUGGCUGUUGGCUAUGGCACUAGUGAUGACGGCCAGGACUACUGGCUGGUGAAGAACAGCUGGGGCCUUGAAUGGGGAGAUAAAGGCUACAUCAUGAUGUCCAGGAACAAGCACAACCAGUGUGGCAUCGCCACCGCUUCCAGCUACCCCCUGGUCUAAGGAUCCAGGAGAGGAUAUCUGAAGCUUACGGAGGGUGAGAGGAUAUCUGAAGCUUACGGAGGGUGAAGAUGACUUGACACAGACAAAACCAGAGCAAUAAUUUAAGCAAAUUUUAGUUUUUGUAGCAAUAACCAGAAUUUUUAGAUGUUGUGCAUUAUUUCUUUGGUAGUUGAGGGUCACACAUUUCAUUAUACAGUAACCCCCAGAAAAUAGUCCUGUUCUAAGAAUGUUAUUCAUGCGCAAAAAAAACACUAAAAAUCAUUCUGAUUUUCAAAUGUAAAUAAAUGUAAAAAAUGAAGAAAAUAAAGGUUUUACACCUGUGCAGCUA